AUGGCACCAACGAAAUACAUUGAUCGGCCUGUGCCGACCAUCUCCCUCCGCGACUUCGACUCUCGGAUGGACGUGAUUACACAGGAACUUCUCGAUGCUGCAGAGAACCAUGGGUUCUUCUGUAUCGUAGACCACGGCAUAACACGCGAUGCUGUUGAUGGGAUCUUUGACCAGUCAGCACGUUUCUUCAACCAACCUGAUCCCGUAAAGUCUCAGGUGCCUUUCUCCCCUCAGCACAAUGCUGGAUGGGAGAAGAACGCGCAAAUCAGGCCAUCGACUGGUGCAGUCGACCGCAAAGAAUCUUAUCAGAUGCAAUUCGGCGAAGGCAUGAACGGCCGAUGGCUAGAUGAUGAGACUUUGCCUGGCUUCCAGGCGGAGGCCCUGAAAUUCAUGCACAAAGUACAAGCGGUCAGCGAGAACCUCAUGAGGUGCUUUGCGCGAGGAUUGGAUUUUGAGGACGACUAUUUUAUCAAAGCACAUGAUGUCAGAAGGGCAGAGUCCCAGACGGUGUGCCGAUUACUACACUAUUUCGAAACCCCGCGGUUACCGAAUCCCACUGGGGAGGUGCAUCACAGAGCAGGUGCGCAUGCUGACUGGGACUUUUUGACCUUAUUGUUCCAGAAGGCAGGGCAGUCUGGUCUCGAGAUAUGUCCAGGACGGGAAGUUUCGACAUCGUUUGGCUACGGAGACGCUUGGACAAAGGUUGAGCCUGACGCUGAGAAGAACGCGAUCGUCUGCAACGUCGGUGACUUGCUCAUGUCAUGGUCUGACGACCGCUUCAAAUCCACAUUCCAUCGCGUCAAGGCUCCGUGUGAGCCCGACGACUAUUAUGGCGAGCGCUAUAGUAUCGCCUUUUUCAACCAACCGUGCAAAGACGCUAAGAUCCAAGGUCCGCUAAAGAAGUAUCCAGUGAUAACAGGAGAGGAGUUUACCAGAAAUGCUAUGAGUCGAAACUACCAGGCUAUACAAGAGAAGUUGAAGAAAGAGAAAGAGCUGGUGGUCAAGGCCGUCGAGGUGGACGCGACGACAGCUCGUACGGUCAGCGCUACCGCAUAG
Alternaria burnsii is the source of this 1056-nucleotide messenger RNA. RefSeq names its product oxidoreductase domain containing protein. The transcript is spliced from 3 exons. Gene Ontology annotation, molecular function: dioxygenase activity. The record is from RefSeq and is a predicted model, not a curated record. Lineage: Eukaryota; Fungi; Ascomycota; Dothideomycetes; Pleosporales; Pleosporaceae. The coding region runs from base 1 to 1056 and encodes 351 amino acids.